Messenger RNA from Aspergillus calidoustus, 4266 nucleotides. NCBI's taxonomy places the organism in Eukaryota, Fungi, Ascomycota, Eurotiomycetes, Eurotiales, Aspergillaceae. The record is from the annotation of a GenBank genome assembly.
AUGAGCGCCCGGGAUCUAGUCGUGGGGGAGGCCCUUUUGGACGAUGACGAGAACGAGGAUGAGCUUGUCGAUGACUACGAUGGUGAGGGUGAUGAGCGCAGGGCCGACCGCGGCGCGGACCACUACGACUCGAGUGAAGAGGAUGAAGAGGAAGACGACGAUGAAGAAGCAGCCAAAGCAGUUCGAGAAGGUUUCAUCGUUGACGAAGACGAAGAGGACGAGGAGCACAAAAGGCGCCGGCGAGAGAAGCGAAAGCGAAGACGCGAGGAGAGAGAACGUGAAGACGAGCACCUGGAUGAUGAAGACUUGGAAUUGAUUGGCGAGCUUAAUCCCGAGCUCCAAUCCGCCGCAGCAGCAGAAUCGAAAUUCAAGCGUCUGAAGCGUGGUAACAAAGAUCGCGAUACACGGCAACCGUCACAAGCCAUUGACGACAUUUUCAAUUCUGACGAUGACGAGGAGCCCGCACCGGAUUACGCCCGGAUGGGCCAUCGGAGGCAUCCCAACGACGAAAUGGAAGAUUUCAUUAUUGAAGACGAGUUUUCCGACGACGAAAUACGAGCGCAACGAGAAGACAUCGAAGUCGCACGUCCCAGAAAGUCGGUCGCUUUCGGAGGUGCGGAUACCACCGGCCUCGACGAGAACGCCCUCGAGGACAUGCGCGCCGCAUUCGGAGAUGGAAAUGAAUACUACUUUGCUCUCGCUAUGGAAGAAGAGGAGGAAGAGCAGGAAGAAGAUGUCGAGAAACACUUGGAUCUCAAGGAUGUCUUCGAGCCAUCACAACUUGCGGAGAAAAUGUUGACCGAAGAGGACAACCAGAUCCGUCUCAUAGAUGAACCGGAGCGGCAUCAAAUCGCUCGCAAGCCCUAUCGCAAUGUUGUCUUGACAGAAGACCAAUUCCGCGAAGAAGCCGCAUGGAUUGCCAACCUCAUGCUAUUGAAGAAGCGUCUUGAGCCGCAACUCCGCGAGCCCUUCCAGCGCUCAGUCGCCAAGGUAUUGGAAUUCCUGGUGACGGACGAUUGGGAGGUGCCAUUCAUCUUCCAACACCGCAAAGAUUAUAUGAUCCACACAGUCAAGGUCCCUACGGAUGACGCAUCAGGAGACCCAGAUUCUAGCUCAGGGUACACCAUCAGAGCUGAAAAGCUGCUGAACAUGACAGAUUUAUGGGAUAUUUUUGACCAUGAUCUCAAGUUCAAAGCGUUGGUUGAAAAACGGAAUACCAUCCAAAAGACCUAUGACAAUAUUCGCAGUGUCUUCUCUGUCGAAGAUGUGAUUGUGGAUGAAAUGUUACCUGCCGCUACAACAAUGGAGGAGCUUCAGGAUAUCCAGGAUUACAUUCACUUCCAGUACGCCGCUGAGCGGAGAGAUUUGGAGUUGACAAAUGGUGAUACUGGAGAAUCCCAACGGCGAAAAGCCCAGACAAAAAACUUCUUCGAGAGGGUCCGCAACAGCAAGGCAUAUGGCCUUGUUCGUGGGUUCGGUAUCACAGCAGACGCUUUUGCUCAAAAUGCAUUGAAGGAAGGGCGCCGACAGUAUACAGAAGACCCAACAGAGCGCCCAGACGACAUGGCGGACGGAUUUGUUGACCGUGACUUUGGCAGUUCGUCUCAAGUCAUCAAGGCCGCUAAAGGUCUUUUCGCGGAGGAAAUUGUGAUGAGUCCCAAGAUGCGCAAAGUAAUUCGACAAGCCUACUAUAUGAACGGUGCUGUUGACUGCUUCCGUACAGAAAAGGGUCUGCGGCGCAUCGACGAGCAACAUCCGUACUAUGAGUUCAAAUAUCUCAGAGAUCAACAAUUAAGCGAUAUCGCUCGCCGGCCAGAGCUAUUCCUUCGCAUGCUGAAGGCAGAAGAAGAAGGAUUGGUGGAAGUCAAAGUGCGCUUUGAGAAUUUCGAUAAUUUCCGACAGCGCCUGUACCCCGACAUCGAGUCCGACAAUUAUAGCGAACUCGCUGACUCUUGGAAUCGCCUGCGACGCGAGGUCGUCGACCUGGCUCUUGGGAAACUCGAGCGUGUCAUCAACCGCAGUGUCAAGGAGAACAUCCGCCAAGAAUGUGAAAACCAUGUCGCGAAAGAAUGCCGUGAAGCAUUCUCUCAGCGCUUAGAUCAAGCUCCAUACAAGCCCAAGGGUAUGAUCCUGGGUACUGUACCUCGUGUCCUGGCGUUGUCCACGGGGUCCGGCAUCGUCGGCCGAGAACCCAUCCAUUGGGCGUACGUGGAGGAAGAUGGUCGGGUUCUUGAGAAUGGAAAGUUUGUUGACUUGUCAAUUGGUGACAUUGAUCGCGGUGUCGCUGACGGGAAGGAUGUGGGUGCUUUGGUCGAGCUCGUAGCUCGCCGGCGUCCCGACGUUAUCGGCGUGUCCGGCAUGUCCCCGGAGACACGACGACUCUACAAGCUAUUGACAGACAUUGUCGAAACCAAAAAUCUUCGAGGAGCAACCUAUACAGACGAUCAUGAUGACGAGGUCAGCGACCGCUUGGAGGUGGUAAUAGUCAAUGACGAGGUGGCACGGCUAUACCAACACAGUGAACGCGCGAAGAAGGAUCAUCCUAGCUUUGCUCCUCUCACGCACUACUGUGUAGCACUUGCCAAGUACCUACAGAGUCCUCUCAAAGAGUACGCUUCGUUAGGCCGGGACAUUGUGUCCAUUCAGUUCAAGCCAGGUCAACAACUGGUAACCCAGGAGUUACUGCUCAAGCAGCUGGAAACCGCGCUUGUUGACAUGGUCAACCUUGUUGGAGUUGACAUUAAUGAAGCCGUUUCAGACCAGUCCACAGCUAACCUGCUCCCCUACGUCUGUGGGUUAGGGCCACGCAAAGCCGCACAUCUUCUGAAGAUUGUAAAUAUGACAGGAGGAGAAGUCAACAACCGAUAUGCUUUGCUCGGAGUUGGUGUGCAAUAUCCGGCAAUGGGCGUGAAGGUGUGGAACAAUUCUGCCAGCUUCCUCUACGUUGACUAUGAGAACGCCGACCCAGAUGCGGAUCCUCUCGACAACACUCGAGUGCAUCCGGAAGACUACGAUAUCGCCCGUAAAAUGGCAGCGGAUGCUUUGGAGUUGGACGAGGAGGACAUCAAGGCCGAGACAGAUGAGAAUGGAGCCGGCGCUAUUGUGCGCAAACUUCUCCGCGAAGAGGCCCAGGAUCGUGUCAACGACUUGAUCUUGGAAGAAUAUGCGGAGCAGCUUGAAAAGAACCUCAACCAGCGCAAGCGCGCCACACUUGAAACGAUUCGAGCAGAACUCCAGCAACCCUACGAAGAGCUGCGGAAGCAGUUUGUAUUCCUCAGUUCUGACGAUAUCUUCACAAUGCUUACCGGUGAAACAAAUGAUACAUUGGCUGAGGGAAUGGUGGUACCUAUCUCCAUCAAGCGCAUCAGCGAUGAUCACAUUGAAGGAAAGCUUGACUGUGGUGUCGAUGCACUAGCAGGCGAAUCAGAAAUGACCGACCGCUACGAUAUCCCAGUACGGGCACUAUACUCCCUUCACCAAACGGUACCGGCAAAGAUCAUGUUCCUGAACAAAAAGACUUUCACCUGUAACGUGUCGCUGCGCGAAGAGCAAGUCAGCCGGCCAUCUCGACCAGCUGCUGACCGAGUACACACUGGAGAAUGGGAUUCUCGCCAGGAGCAGCAAGAUCGUGAAGCGCUCGAGGCCAAGACACAAAGUGGUGGGCGUACGAUGCGUGUCAUCAAGCACCCGCUCUUCCGUCCGUUCAAUUCCACGCAGGCAGUGGAGUUUCUGGGCUCUCAAAGUCGCGGCGAUGUGGUAAUCCGGCCUUCAUCAAAAGGGCCGGACCACUUGGCGGUCACAUGGAAGGUGGCCGACGGCGUCUUCCAGCAUAUCGAUGUGUUGGAGUUGGACAAGGAGAACGAAUUCUCCGUUGGGCGGACGCUCAAGGUUGGAGGUCGAUUUACCUACAGUGAUUUGGAUGAUUUGAUCUUCAAUCAUGUCAAGGCAAUGGCCAAGAAGGUGGACGAGAUGAUGCUGCAUGAGAAGUAUCAAGAAGGCAGCAGAGACGCCACUUACCGCUGGCUGAACACAUACACCAAAGCAAAUCCACGACGGUCCGCGUACGCAUUCUGUAUCGACCCCAAGCAUGCAGGAUAUUUCUUCCUUUGCUUCAAGGCCGGAGAGCAUGCGGAAGUACAGAGCUGGCCCGUCAAGGUAAUUCCGCAGGGCUACGAGCUGCAGCACAACCCCUACCCAGAUAUGCGGGCGCUGUGCAAUGGGUUCAAGUUGUUGUUUACCAAUAUGCAAUCUGGAAAACGGCGCUGA